Molecule: messenger RNA, 1391 nt
Organism: Gymnodraco acuticeps
Lineage: Eukaryota; Metazoa; Chordata; Actinopteri; Perciformes; Bathydraconidae
Product: tumor necrosis factor ligand superfamily member 14-like
Exons: 7
Coding region: 338-1150 (270 amino acids)
Biological process (GO): immune response
Cellular component (GO): membrane
Molecular function (GO): tumor necrosis factor receptor binding
Source: RefSeq, a predicted model, not a curated record
UCCUCCUUACAUGAGCUUGCUUGAAGAGCAAUAUUCUUGAUAGUUGACAGCAGGCGAGCAAACACAGUAGGGGAGAAAGCAGAGAAAUCUAUACUUGCAGUGGACAGAGGAUUUUCCUCUUCUUAAAGGGUGAGACAUCUAUAAGCCAAUUUAAUAUUAUUGUUUGAAGAGUUUAAUAAGGGGUUUUGGAGGAGGGUUUAAAAGUUUGUUGUGCUGCUGGAUGGUUGACUAAGCUGAAGGGGAACAUCUGGUGCACACUUUAUACCAAGGAUCCCUUCCUCACCACAACGUUUUAACCUUAAGCCCUAACGUCCCAGCUGGAGUGUGAUCUGGUGGGAUGGCAGAGGGCGAUGUGGAUCCGUACCCUCAGGUGUUUGUGGUUGACAGCCAAGCCAACUACGUCUCCAUGCCUGGCGAGAAGAGGCCACGUUGGGUGAGAUCAGGACAAAAGUUUCUUCUCCUGCUGGUAGGACUCGCCCUGUUGGGACUUGUUGUCGAGGGGUGUUUUAUCUACAGUCUAUACAAAAAAACCGAGGACUUGACCUACUGUAAGUCUCACCCGCUGUGCCAGAACCUGACCAAUCCUCCAACAUCUGGCGGGCAGGGUGGCACCAUAUUGAGCCAAGUGGGUUCCAAAGAUUCCAAUGAGAUUCCCACAGUACGACCAGAUCUGGAAGACAUCCAACAGAGACCCUUUGCUCAGCUUAUAGGUUCAGACUCUUAUAUCGGAGAGAACCAUGAGGUGCAGUGGGAAGAUAAAAAUGGCGAAACUGUAACCCACAACAUGGGCUUUGAAAAAGGCCGGUUGAUGGUCAAGGAGGAUGGCUACUACUACAUUUACUCUAAAGUGACAUUAAAUGUCGCAGAGGAGUGUGAGCUUAUCCAGCACAAGAUCAUAAAAGCUACCAGUGCCUACGGCAAGGAUAUUGAACUUUUGAAAUCCAAAAGUUACCGCUGCUUCAAUCCUACACGCUCCCCGAUUACUCACAAGGAGGAUAUCCGGAACAGUUUUCUGGCUGGGAUCUUCCACCUGAAGAGCGGGGAUACAAUUUUCGUCACAUUGGAAAAUAGCCCUAAGAUGUUUCCGAGACAUACUGAAUACCUCAUGGGGGCAUUUAUGAUAUAUCCAGGUGGAUUGCUGCAGGAAUAAUAUCCUCUGUCCCACUCUGUGAACAGAUUCUAUGUCUCUGUGUUAUGAACGUACACCAUAUGUUGUGGUGAAUGUUAUGUAUCUAAUAUAUAGGCCUAUAUAAUCUAAAUUAUACUAUAUGUAAUUGAAUCCCUUAUGAAACAGCAACUAAUGGUUUUGACAUCAUAAAAAAGUAUCUGACAUUCAGGUAAUAUAAUCCUACUUGUUGAUUUGUUUUUUGUUAAUAAAAUGCAUUCAUUCA